This is a messenger RNA of Colletotrichum godetiae, 851 nucleotides long. RefSeq names its product ribosomal protein L36-domain-containing protein. The coding region runs from base 209 to 565 and encodes 118 amino acids. The record is from RefSeq and is a predicted model, not a curated record. The transcript is spliced from 2 exons. Gene Ontology annotation, molecular function: structural constituent of ribosome. Gene Ontology annotation, cellular component: mitochondrial large ribosomal subunit; ribosome. NCBI's taxonomy places the organism in Eukaryota, Fungi, Ascomycota, Sordariomycetes, Glomerellales, Glomerellaceae. Gene Ontology annotation, biological process: translation.
GAGCAGUCGGUAUCGCGAAGCUCCACGCCUCACCACGAAACACGGCUCCCGAAGCUCCGGAUAGCUCCCGUUCGACGAUUGACGCCCUUCGAAUUGCUCGAUCUUCAAGGACCCAAGCUCUAAGCUUCCACUGCCGCCCUGUCUGACCUUGUCCCUCCACAAUCCACCCGACGAACAACGACCAGGGAACUCGAGAAAAGACUACACAAUGGCUUCUACCCUCGCCGCCUCUCUCCGGGCCUUGACCCUCAGCACCGCCCGUGCAACGAUCCCCCGCGCCGCCAGCACCACGGCCACAGCCACUGCGACGCGCGCCCUCUCGACGGCGAUCCUGACGAAGCAGCCGGCGCAGAAGAGCGAGUCGAUGCUCGCGCAGGUUGGAAAGAGCGCCUCGGGCGUGGUAAAUGCCGUGGUGCAGCAGACGAGGGGGAUGAAGGUGCACAGCUCCGUUAAAAAGAGGUGUGAGCACUGCAAGAUUGUCAGACGCAAGGCGGGCAAGAGACACAACGGAUACCUGUACGUCAUCUGCAAGGCGAACCCCAGACACAAGCAACGUCAAUCUUGAGAGAUUCCCCGGUCAUUGGGUUAGAGAGGAUGCUAUCAACAGAGUCGAGUGUAUGAAGAAACCGUGUACCAUACAGAGAGAAGGGAGAGGAGUGCCAUUGGGCAGUGGGCGACGGCACGUGAGGAAUGUCGCGACUGUAGACAAAGUCGGGAGACGAACCAUGGGAAGCCAUGCCAAUCCCAUUGGAGUUUUUAGAAAGAUCCCCCUCAUCACGGGCACCUUGCAGCUGUAGAAGCAAAUCACGGCAAGGAUUAGACCUUUGUGGUGUGUAUUAUACAGAGAUUCU